AGUCCAGUCCGGACCCCCACGAUUUGGAAGGCGAAGUCGAGGCAGUGAACCUCAGCAGGCCUCGUAUGUGCUGCGUCUCAGACAUGACUGAACGAGGAAAUGUGCCGCUGAUGCAUAGAUUCACAUGUACGUAAGAAUCUGCCCCGACAUCUGCUGAGGUCACAAUGGCGUUCGUCCCCGCCCUUGUGCUGCUCACAUUGAGCCUCGCCAAUGAGGCUCGCGCACUAGGCAAUGAAGGCUGCGAGGCGCAGUUAUCGCAGUUCACCGGUUCUGCAGGUUUGACCACUGAAAGCUUACUACAUGUCAUCUCCUACUUCCACGUUGCAGGCGCAUGCAUGGCGGAAUGUAAAGCAAUUACGCCUAGCUCAGCCAUUCGUCGACUCGAUCUCAACGAUACCGACAGCCUCGCAUCAUGAAGUUGGAGGACUGGUGAUGAAUUCGGUGAAGCAGAGCCUCAUGCAACGGGGCAUACCAGCCUGGUGUAUAUCUGUCAAUCGCGGAUGCGCGAAGGACAUAGGUCCCUACAGUGUACCUCAGGAAUGCCACAUCUCUCACCGCACUCUCAUCCACCCAUCGUAUACCUCCUACGCAAUGUCUUAUGUCGAGGAUACUUUUCCGGUCUACCGUCUAGACCAGGCAGAUUUGGAGAAAUACCUGAGAGAGUUGCACGGUUCGCGUGACUUCCACAUCGAAGUCAUUAACGAUACGUACAAGUUCCGAAUUCCGAGAAGGUUGGAGGCGAACGAGAGAAAAACGCUUAGGGGCCGUAGAUGGGAAGACGACUGAAGAAAGAUGUUGGCAGCGAUCUUGUGGGGGCGGGCUGCAUGCUCGUCUGCCGCGGGGCUAGAAAGGAAUUCGUGGCGAUGUCCUAAGGCGACACCGGACUAGGAACUCGGCGCUGCGGUCAUUUGCUCUGUUGGUAUAUAACUCAAUCUACCCAGUCUUCUCAAUGAGGGA
This is a messenger RNA of Alternaria rosae, 957 nucleotides long. RefSeq lists its product as uncharacterized. The transcript has 4 exons. NCBI's taxonomy places the organism in Eukaryota, Fungi, Ascomycota, Dothideomycetes, Pleosporales, Pleosporaceae. Bases 301 to 786 code for a protein of 161 amino acids. The record is from RefSeq and is a predicted model, not a curated record.